AUGAGUUUGAAACGAAUUUUUCUAUUACUGCUAUAUGGUUGUAUUGUAAAAGCAGUUACACAAGAUAUUCGAUCAGUUCGUAUGUUUAAAAUGACGGGAUGGCAAUUAUCGUGUGCUAAUACAACAUGUUUACCAUUUGCUACGACGACCGUACUGAAUAUUCGGAUAUGUCAGACAGCUUGUUUAAAUCAAGCUAAAUGCAAAACAGCCACUUUUCAUCAAUCCUCUUCUACUUGUGACUUAUUUUCCAAUAUACCGAGUUUAAACGGAAGUUUGGUGGCUGAUAUGAGUUCUGUUACUAUGCUUGUCAUGGCUGGAACAAGAAUUCCACCAGGUUAG
Messenger RNA from Adineta ricciae, 339 nucleotides. Lineage: Eukaryota; Metazoa; Rotifera; Eurotatoria; Adinetida; Adinetidae. The record is from the annotation of a GenBank genome assembly.